Molecule: messenger RNA, 3525 nt
Organism: Aspergillus campestris IBT 28561
Lineage: Eukaryota; Fungi; Ascomycota; Eurotiomycetes; Eurotiales; Aspergillaceae
Gene: aof2
Product: putative lysine-specific histone demethylase Aof2
Exons: 1
Coding region: 1-3525 (1174 amino acids)
Molecular function (GO): protein binding; oxidoreductase activity
Source: RefSeq, a predicted model, not a curated record
AUGGAGGCCACCACCACCACAAUCGGGACCCAGGGUCUCAACGGGCAUCUGCAUGAAUUGGGAAGAGCCGACGGCAAUGGAAGGGCCCAAACAAGCAACCACGUCAAUGGAAGCGGGCUCCGUCCUUUACUUCCAUACCAUCAGGGUCUCCUGCCUCAAGUCACUCAGCAAUCCUAUCCGUCCGAGAGAGACCCCAAGAUCCAUCUGAAAGGUCCGCCCAGUAUCUUGCCGUCGAGUUCAAUCCAUUUCCGCCAUGCUUCGGACGGGGGUUUGACCUCGGGUUCUGUUGGCUCUCGCGAUACAAGGAGUAGCGUGAAUGGGGUCGAUGCUAUGUCGCAUAAUACUAGUCAUGCAUCCCAUGAUGGUACUCCCGAGGAAUCGGCCACGACGGCGUCGAUGACCUCUUUUACAGAGUCGAAACCGUCGAUGCCACCGUCCAUCCUUGCUAAUCAUUUCUCUUCGCCCGACUUGCGGGCAAGUUCCCACACCACUGACUUUGUACCCGGCUCUCCGAGGUACCGUCCAAAGUCAUCCAUCCCAUCUAGGCUUCCCACUGGGGUCUAUGCGCAGCAGUGUGUCGCGGCAGCGUAUGCCUCUCGACUAGACCCUUAUGCCCUCCAUAAGAAAGAACAGGAAGCGUUGCAAGAUUAUCUGUGUCAUCUCCAUGUCACCGUUUACCUCAAUAUCCGAAACGGGAUUCUUCGACUCUGGACCCGUAAUCCGAUGGUAAGCGUGACCAAGGAGGAAGCCAUGGGGUGUGCCAAAGACUAUCGCUGGAUGAACCUGGCCGCCUUCGCAUUUGAAUGGCUCGUGCGAAAUGGAUAUAUCAACUUUGGCUGUGUUGAGAUCCCCGCGUCCCUAGCGACGCCCAAGAAAGGCCGGCACAAGGAAGGCCCGCUCAUCGUGGUAGUUGGUGCCGGGAUGGCGGGUCUGGGAUGUGCACGACAGCUAGAGGGCCUGUUCAACCAGUAUCGGGACUCUUGCGUGUCACCACGGGUGGUUCUCGUGGAAGGACGACGCAGGAUCGGAGGUCGUAUCUACUCGCACCCUUUACGAAGCCUCCAACCGUCUGGAAUGCCACCUGGUAUGGUCCCCAAGGCUGAGAUGGGGGCGCAUAUUAUAGUAGGGUUCGACCAUGGGAAUCCGUUAGACGCGAUCAUUCGGGGCCAGUUGGCUCUUCCGUACCACUUGUUGCGAGACAUCUCGACUAUCUACGAUAUAGACGGAUCGCCAGUAGACGAAGUCCGGGAUGCGAUGGAUGAAAGGCUUUACAAUGAUGUUCUGGACCGCUCCGGGUUCUACCGACACAAGUCUGUCGUCGUGUCGACCGCGGAGGGUGAUCGGGAUUUCAUUGAUUCCGGUCGCGACGUGGUGGCCAGUGACGGUCUGACCGUAAGGCAAUACGAAGAAGCUAGGGCAGCUGGGACCAUCGAGUCAUUGCUUCCUGCGAAACGGGUGCGUCGAGGAGUGGGCCAUAAAACCGCCGACAUAAAAGCACCCGGCGCCCCAGUGGCCGAUCUAGGUCUCACCGACGAACAGCCGGCCGCGCUGACCUGCCAAGCGAUGGGAUGGAACUUGAAUAGCGGGAUAACCCCCAGUGACUCGCUCAAUCUGGAUCCUGUUGUUCGAGAAUCAAAGCACCCAACCUUGGGAGCCGUGAUGGACGAGGGCGUGAAACAGUACAGGCGCAUGCUUCCCCUUGCCCCCAAAGACAUGCGUCUGCUCAACUGGCACUUUGCCAAUCUUGAAUACGCGAAUGCGGUGAAUAUCAGCAAGCUCAGUCUCUCUGGUUGGGAUCAGGAUAUGGGAAAUGAGUUUGAAGGCGAACACUCACAGGUCGUCGGUGGAUAUCAGCAGCUCCCUUACGGCUUAUGGUCACUGCCGAACAAGCUCGAUGUACGGACCAACAGAAUCGUAACCAAGAUCUCCUAUGACCCUGCAGACAGGGCGACUCAGAGAGCGGUAGUCCAUUGUGAAGACGGAGAGGUGUUUGAGGCCGACAAGGUAGUUUUUACCGGUUCGUUGGGCGUUUUGAAAAGCCAGUCGAUUCAGUUCUCACCCCCGCUGCCCGACUGGAAGCGUGCAGCCAUCAAUCGCCUUGGCUUUGGGGUUUUGAACAAGGUGAUUCUGGUAUUUGAUCAGCCCUUCUGGGACACAGAACGCGACAUGUUUGGUCUUCUUCGCGAACCGAAGACGCGGGAUAGUAUGGUCCAAGAGGACUACUCUGCUAACCGUGGCCGUUUCUAUCUCUUCUGGAACUGCAUGAAAACCACCGGACUUCCGGUCCUGAUCGCUCUUAUGGCCGGAGAUGCGGCCCUCCAGGCGGAGUGCACGCCAGACGCAGAGCUCGUUGCCGAAGUGACCAGCCAGCUCCGCAAUGUCUUCAAGGACACGGCUGUUCCCGAUCCGCUCGAGACUAUCGUUACGCGCUGGGGCACAGACCGGUUCACGCGUGGCAGCUACUCAUACGUAGCGGCGCACGCGCUCCCAGGAGACUACGACCUGAUGGCGACCCGGCUCGGCAACCUGCACUUUGCAGGAGAGGCCACCUGUGGUACGCACCCAGCCACCGUGCACGGGGCCUACCUCUCGGGUCUGCGAGCCGCGUCCGAGGUGAUAGACUCGGUCCUGGGGCCUAUUGAGAUCCCUCAUCCCCUCGUCCCGGAGAAAGGCAAGUCCUUCGAAUCAAACACCUCAACACCCGCAGCAACCGGCCAAAAGCGAAAAGAACCACCCUCGUCCUCCGAUCCAGGAGACCCAACAACAGCACCACUAUCUCCCGCAGAUGCCCGCCGUCAAGCCUACGAUAAAGCCAUGUUAGCCGCCGUCCACGCGGAAAUCGGACCUCCCAUGCCACGACCCGCCCGCACGGGCUUAAACCCGUUCCUGCUAUACCAAAAGGACUACUGGGGCAAGUGUCGGGCGCAGUGUGAUGAGGCGCGCCGCGCCGAGACGGGUGAUCCCAACGCACGCGCUGCCCGGGAUGAAAUCCGCGCCGCCCUGGGCCUCAUGUGGCGCCAGGCACCUGGGGAGGAGAAACGGCCGUAUAUCAAGCAGACCGAUGUCAAUCGGCAAAUGAAUGCGGAGAUCUGUGAUCGUUGGAGACGAUCGCUUGCUGAGUGGGAGAAGAAGGAGCGGAAGUUGAAGGAGAGGUGGUGUAGGGAGCAUCCGUUUGAGAGGUGGAUGCCUGGGGGGUUGUCGGCUGAUAAUAAACCUUCUGGGACGAGUGCGAGUGUCCUGGAUGGUGUUGCCCCUCCCCUUCCUCCUGCAGCAAUAGCACUCGCCACACCCUCAUCCGCCUCCUUGUCUGCCCAUGUCGCCGGACACGAGAGUACCAGCCAUCCUGUCUCGAGCAUGCCCUCUUCCGUCGCAAAGUUCACCAAUACUACUACCUCUAUUACUGCUGCUGUUAAUGGGGGUGGUCAUACGAAUGGCAUACCAUCAACGAACGCAACCCAGCCUAACCCUACUUCUACUCCAAACCUCCCACCGAGCUUCAUUAACGAACAGUCGUUAGAACAAUGA